Messenger RNA from Closterium sp. NIES-67, 2408 nucleotides. The record is from the annotation of a GenBank genome assembly. Lineage: Eukaryota; Viridiplantae; Streptophyta; Zygnematophyceae; Desmidiales; Closteriaceae.
CACUAGUUUAGUCCACCUAGCUUAUGAGCGGCGACCAUGAGUGGUAGGUGGCUACCACACCCCCCAGUACGACGCUGCUAGGCCCUUAUUGUGCUUGAGUAUGGCGGCUUAUUUCCGCGUACAAAUCGCCCACUCUCCGCACCAAUCAACCAUUCCAACUCGAACUGUCAACAGCGAUAAUCCUUGUUCACUGCACUUGCUUUUUGGGUCCCCCCUUUCGCUACUACUUGGCCACUCGAACCUGAGCGAGCGUUCCUUCUCACUUCUCAAGCCCGAUUUGCGACCGAAACGUGCUGUUUGUCCGUCCACAACGUGCAAUCCUUUUGACUGCUACGUGAGUCACUUCAACCGAUUUUUUUGACAAUUUCUGACGCCCCGAUUCCGAUCGGAAGCUCUGAGGCGCACAAAGGCAAUAGAAGUGACAUCACAGAUCUCCAUGUCGACGGCUCUCGACGACACAUUGAUCAUGGAGCACUCUGCGGGGAGGAGCGACGCCAUUUUCGGCGCCAAUUGCGGCGGCCCCGUGUCCGCCGACUCCGACUCCCUUGAAGCGGCAAUUGCGGCGCAACCUGCGGCGGGGAACGUGGCGUCGUUCGCGCAGAACAAGGACCUCUGCGCCUUCUACGACCAGCUCGUCCAAACCGAUCCUGCAGCCGCGGCGGCCAACACUGACGCCCUGGCGCAGGUGGCGGCGCCGGCGGCGGCGGGGGCGCAACAACAGCGGAACCAGCCAUCCCGUUUCGAAUCCGGCGCCGCGGUUCACAAGCCCGACUCGCUCGCCGCGGCGCUGCUCGACCCGACGACGAAUCUCGGCAGCCGCAUCCGGCGCUCUGGCCUGUCGAGCUUCACUCCCGCGGAGCAACAGCUGCUGCUGUCCGCGCUCCAGCAGGAGGUGCAGGGCUCGCUCUUCCCCCCCGCGCCGUCCCUCGUGGGGGGACGCGGCGUCGGAGGCUCCCCGCGCGGCUCUCCCGGCGGGGACUCCCUCGGGGGGAGGCCCCGCCGAAGCACUCACCGGAAAUCCGCGUCGUUUUCCGCCGCCGUCGCCGCGGGGUAUCCGCGCAGCCGCAGCUAUCCGUCGGAGGGGGACGAGACCAGCGCGCGCACGCCACACCAACAUCUGGUUUCCAGCGGAGGCCGGCACAAUUCCGAGCCUGACGUGGCCGCAAUGAUGGAAACUGGCGGUGACGGCGGCGCUGGCGCUGGCGGCAGGCAGCACUCCCCCGGACUACGCUCCAGGCGGGGCCUUCCGGACCUGCACCAGGUUCGGGGCGGCGCCGGAGCAACCGGCGCAGCGACCGGACCAGGCGGCCUCCCCAUCCGCCCCAGCCCCAGCGGCAAGCGUGACGCAGAGGGGAAUCUCCUCGCGACCACAACCCCCGGGCCCUGCGGAACCCACCUCCCGCGGGGAGCCUUGGCGCGGGGCGUUGGGGGAGGCGGAAGCGGAGGCGCGGGGCUGGGGGAAGGCGGGAUCCACCUGUCGCUCUCCCCGGAGGCGGUUUUGGCGGUGGAGCUGUCGAAAAUGGGCGUGUCGCCCGCAGUGAUUGUCGCUGCGACUGGCGCGGACCUGACUGGGCAAUUCAUGGGGGCAGGAUUGAUGGAUGGUGGCGCUCAGUGGGGGGGAAUGAACGCCAGCCUGACCGGAGGCCUUAUGGGGGCUGAGGGCAGCAAGAGGCACGCGGGUGCAGGAUCCAGGGGGGCCUACCGCGGGAUGGAUAGUCCCCCGAAGGGAAGUUCCAGAAGCGGCAGCGGAAUGAGCGGCCAGCAGCAGCAGCAGCAGCAGCAGCAGCAGCAGAACCAGAACUCUGGGUCUGGAUUCUCAGUGGAUGCUGAGGGGGAAGAAGCAGGCGAGGGUAAGAAUGACCACAGCAAUGACGGGCCCCUGGUAUUCAAAACCGGAGGAGGAGGAGGAGAGUGUGGGAGCCCCCGUGCAGGCAACGCUGCUGGUAACUGUAACACCAACCUCGGUUACUCCACCAAGCCCCGGAGUGUAGCUGAGAGGCUGCGGCGGGAGAAGAUCACCGUGCGGCUGCAAACGCUCAAGGAGGUGCUGCCUAAGAUGGACGCCAAGACGGACACGUCAGCGAUGCUGGAAGACGCGGUGGUGUACAUCCAGUCCCUGCAGGCGCGGUGUAAAGCGCUGGAGAGGCAGAACGGCGCGCUCACGCAGCAAUUGAAGGACUAUGGCGUGACUCCCGUAGUAAACCACCACUCGUUCAUGCUAUGAGUUGGAGCCAUGCGGCCGCCCUCAGUGCCAGUGACAGGCGCGGAACAGAGUAGCACCCACAGCACAGCACAGCACAGCACCCCCGGUGGUGUAACUAUGUUUUCCCAGCUCAGCCUGGGAAUAAAAGGACAUCGGGAAAUUUGUACAUUCAGGCAACUUUGUUCAAUAACUGCUGUCUCCUUGU